This is a messenger RNA of Acanthosepion pharaonis, 1350 nucleotides long. Lineage: Eukaryota; Metazoa; Mollusca; Cephalopoda; Sepiida; Sepiidae. The record is from the annotation of a GenBank genome assembly.
AUGGCGCAAAGUUGUAAACGCGAUGACGUCCGUGUAUGUCGAGUUUUGAUACGGCCUGACGAUGAUAAACUCUCUCCGGGAAGAUAUUGGACAAGACAAGAGAAGCGCCAAUGGGGGUGUGGGUUAUUCUGUGGAGGUGCCAUGUUAUAUGCGUGCCGCACAGUCAUGCCAUUGUGUGUGGUCUCACUGGCCAAAGAAUUACAUUGGGAUAAAACAGAAUCGGGCACUGUUUUAUCUUCGUUCUUUUGGGGUUAUACUAUGACUCAGUUCAUUGGUGGUUACCUGAGUGAUCGCAUUGGGGGAGAUGUCGUUCUUCCUAUUGCUGCUGCAUUUUGGUCACUCAUUACGUUUUGGACACCUCAGCUUAUUUAUAUAAGCAAAGACAAACAAGUCACACUCAAUAUUUUAGUUUUAUCCCGGGUUUUACUGGGAAUAUUUCAAGGUUUUCAUUUUCCUAGUUUUACAAGUAUCAUAUCAAGGAAAGUGAUUGAGCAAGAACGAUCCUUAACAUAUAGUUUUGUAUCUUCUGGCUCAUUUCUUGGCACCCUGUUCACUGGGAGUAUAGGCUCUUUGCUGUUAGAUAACUAUGGAUGGCACAGUGCAUUCUAUUUUACAGGAAUAUGUGGAAUAAUAUGGCUACUACUUUUACGCUAUUGUCUAAUUUCGAAACAUCGAGAAAAAUAUGUGGUGGUGUCUUUGGCAGAUAAUGUUGUGGCACCAGGGAAGACAGUUCCAAAAGAUACAUCUUCAGUACCUUGGUUAACUUUAUUUACUAAGUGUGCAUUUUGGUCUCUCAUAGUUGGCCAUUUUUGUGAAAACAAUGCAUUUUUUGUGCUUCUGUCUUGGAUGCCAACAUAUUUUCAUGAAAGUUUCCCAUCUGCAAAGGGCUGGGUAUUCAAUGUUGUCCCCUGGGUGGUAACAAUACCGAGUUCUAUUUUCAGUGGUUGGCUAGCAGAUAUUAUGAUAUGCAAAGGUUAUACAGUUACAUUUGUAAGAAAAUUUAUGGAAACAAUAGCUUUAUGUGGUAGUGCAUUAUUUCUCAUGCUGAUUAGUUAUACAUCCAGUUAUGAAGCAUCCCUAUUUUGCCUGGCUUGUGCUGUGGCUUGCUGUGGUUUCCAUGGCAGUGGCAUUCUCAUAAACCCACAGGACAUUGCACCGAAACAUGCAGGAUCAGUAUUUGGCAUUAUGAACAUGGCUGGUGCUAUACCAGGCUUUGUUGGAGUGUACAUUGCAGGACAUAUAUUAGAGGCCACCAAGAGCUGGGGAGCAGUAUUCAGUCAAACGGCCGUAGUGUGUAUUGUUGGCUGGAUUGUCUAUGUCAUUUUUGGAACUGGCCAAGCAAUUAUCUGA